Molecule: messenger RNA, 1383 nt
Organism: Aspergillus bombycis
Lineage: Eukaryota; Fungi; Ascomycota; Eurotiomycetes; Eurotiales; Aspergillaceae
Exons: 1
Coding region: 1-1383 (460 amino acids)
Molecular function (GO): acyltransferase activity, transferring groups other than amino-acyl groups
Source: RefSeq, a predicted model, not a curated record
AUGGCCAACCAUACCUAUGUUGAGCAGCUCACUCCGCUGGACUUGCUUAUGCCGAGAACCUACAUCAGGGUUCUUUUGGCUUUCGAAACGGCAAUUCCUACCCCAGCACUCAUACAUAGCCUCCAAUGCGGUCUUGAUAAGCUUUCGAAACAACUUCCUUGGCUCUCUGGGCGAGUAUUUCCGACUACUUCUAUCCAACACAAAGCCUCUCUUGAGAUCCGGUCCAAUGCGGGUCAUACACCAAGCCUGGUCGACAAAGGCUCCAUAGCGGCACCAUACACGGCCCUGUCUUCUCAUGGAAUGUCUAUGGAGGCCAUUCCACCAGAGGUCUGGCCAGUACCAAGCAUGAUCGACGAUGUUCUCUUCACAACGGGUGCCCCUGCGUUCGCCGCAAGCCUCUUUCGCUUCGCAGAUCAAGGCGUGGGCUUGUGUGUCUGCUUCCAUCACCAUGCUGUCGAUGCAACUGGACUUUCAGAGGUUCUACAACUGUGGGCUCGAAAUGUUGCUGAAACUGGGUUUGAGUUCUCAGGUUCACCCCAAACCAGACUCGAACGUCUUUCAAAAGCACUUUCGCCAGAUUUUGAAGAGAUCGCAUCUCUGUCAUCUGAAAAUCUCUUAGCACUGCACCCUGAAUACUCCAAAGCACCACCUACGAUGCCAGAAGAGUUCGCCCCAUCCACAUCUAAGCUAUUCACGAUUCCGAUCCACCAGAUCAAUGCCCUCAAGGAGACCCUACGAGAAUAUACAUCAAAUGCACCGACUACAAAUGUUCUACUCUGCGCAUUGAUCUGGGCUACAAUUACGCGUGUUCGAGCCAACCGCAAUCCGGAUCUUGCAAGCGAAACGAGCCGACUAGUCACGGCAGUGAAUGGUCGGCAGCGCAUUAGCAAGACAUUUUCGGUACCUGAAAACCCGUAUUUCGGAAAUGCUGUCCUUUACUCCCUGACAAACCUUCCUGUUGGAACCUUGACCGCACCCGAUGAGAACGCAAUGCCCUCGCUUGCCGGAAUAUGUGACAGAAUCUUCGCGUCACAAUCGCCCUCUAAGAUCGGCUCACGGCACAUCGCUGAGGUUUAUGGGUUGCCAGAUCGUAUGCAAGAUUAUAGGUCUCUUUUCGUGGGUUGGGAUUUGUUUGGAUCGCGUGAUCUCACCAUCACAAGCUGGGCUGAUCUCGACAUUUAUGCUAUGGACUUUGGUGUUAUGCUCGGGAAGCCGAAGUUCGUUAGAUUUCCCUACAUGGAGGCAGAUGGGGUGGCUAUUAUUCUGCCGCGCCGGAGGAAUUUGUCUGAGGAAAUGCUCGAAGUAAUGGUCAUGCUACGCAGAGAUGAUAUGGGCUCCUUAGAAAAUGAUAACAUGUGGCAGACUCUGGUCUCUGGAAACUAG